CAAUACUAGGUGCUCUCUCAUCCUGAGCGUCUCUCUGGAUGCUGCCUUCAUCCCUGUGCCAAGCUGCAGAGAUAGCACCCAUAUUAUGCUCACCUGUUAAUGGCAUAUAACCCAUUGGCUUCAAUACCUUUGAGAAAUCACGCACUUCAGCCUCUGCGUGUAGUUUGAGCAGAUCUGGAAAGUUGAAGCUCAUGUGCACCAGCAUUAAUGGCAGAGGUCCCAUUCAGCUUAAUUGACGGUGCUGUCAACAUCUGCAGGUUUGCAUUUCUGGUGGAAGCUACAACGGGAUGGACUUCCUAAAUGAGCGUUUUGCAUACUGAGGUUGAAAGGAAAGUUGAGCCUGAUACAUUAACAUUCUGUCCGUAUCAUUCUUUUGACAUCAGUUGAAUUUCUACAAACGGGCAGAAGUAGGCAUGAGAAGGAGAUUAGGAGACAAGCUCUUCACAGACGCAUACUUUUUGUUGGCAUACUGAUCAGUGAAGAUGCUCCUUCGCUGAAAACCUUGUUCUCAGUCAAGUCUUGGCAUGCACAAACCUGCACAUGCAUAUCCAAGCUGAGCAGGGCCUAUCCUGUGUAACACAUUUUUUUGCCUUUAAUAUCUCAGUAAGAUCUCAUAUUGUAACUCAGCCAUUAGGGGAAAAGAAAAUGGAACUUUUCUCAAACAGCUUUUCUGUUGGGGAAUCUAGUGGCAGUUGCUUUGAAGCAUGUGUAAUUGAUUAUCAUACAUUUAUUUUAAAAAGGAGACAUAACAAGGAAUCUAACAUGAUGUUUUGGAAUAUAUCUUCUCCCCACAAUGUUCUUGAGGGAAAUGUAAGGUUGCAGGCAUCAUUUCAUGCCCUGUAUGUUUUUGAACAUAAAUCAAAGAAAUUGUUGGAGAGUUAUAGAUGUUCAUAGCAACUGUAGCUAUAAUAAACACAUGCAGUAUAUAUUUUCCAAGCUAUUUUGUAUGGGUGAAAAGCUGAAGCUGGCGUUUUGUAUGAACAAUUCAACUUAAUCACUGAAAAUUUAUUUCCUAGUUAGCGUGGAUUACCAGCGUAGCAUGAAGUCGUACACCUUGGCUUAAGUACAUCUGGUUGUGAAGCCUUGGUUAAAAUUGGGAAAGGAUUUAAAUUGGAUCUAGACACCUUGAAUGAAUUAUUUCAGAUGUCACAUUUAUUGUGAUGCCUCCAUGGCAAUAUUUACAUCUAUAUUAUCACUUAUAUUGGUUUCAAAAUAUGCUGGAUGCUUUAGGGAGCAAAUAAAAGACAAGAACAGUAUGAACACCCCCACCCCCUGCACACAAUUUUAAUUGUAUACAUAGAACAAAAUGUGACUAUAGUAAAUAACACAGGAAAGAGAAUCCUGACUGAUCAGGUGGUGCAGAGCUUCAGGUGAGAACAACACGGAGCUUAGGCAUACGAGUCUCUGGGUGAUUGCAUUAGUUUUGUUUUAAAGUCUUAAUAGAUGAAAAGGGACUUUUGCAGAGGAAUUUCCAUGAGAGAUAAAGACUUGAGUGUGGAUGAGGGAAGCGUUCCUUUCACCGACAAGGAUCCAAACAUAUUAAACAGCUAGAAAGAAAAUCCAGUAGUUGCAGUUAAUGUGUAUGUGGACAGCCUGAGGAUAGGACACAUUCAAGAUCUGUGCAGAAAUUAGAUAGGUCUGGAUGAACCAAGUCUGGGACUUGAUGUUCAAGCAAAAUGCUGAGUUUCUGAAUAAAAGGGGUAGGGCUGUUUCGUGGGGUCUGGUCUUCCAAGCGCUUUCAGGUGUAGCUCUCACUACUCUUUGUAUUCCUAUUGCAGUCAGAGAUGGAUAAUUAAAAAUGGUAUUGCUGUUGAAAAUUCAGAGACUAGCUAAAAGGUCUGACUUUUAAAAGUGUCAUGGUGUGUCUGUUGGACGUGUGUUUUAUUGUGGUUACUUUCAGUAAUUCCUUUUUUAUUACAAUAGCCAGAAAUCCCUUUUUAAAAGAGAAAGGUGAUAUAUUAUUGCUCGGCUCCUGGAAACAGGGUUUUAAAAUACGCAACAACUGAGAAUUUGCACCAUUUGUUUGUAGUAUUAGUCUUCAAAGACAUCCUCAGCAGGCAGUCAUUUAACUUUAGGACCUGUCUGAAUUAAAUAAUAAUGUAGAUGGUGGCGGUUGAUGGAAGUAAGGAAGGCCUGACGCGGCCCACCUCUGGCACCGGUACCACCCCGGAGGAGCAGGCCGUGGGGUUGCUUUCCAAAUUGGUUUCUAUCCUUUCCCCUGGACAUGGGUGGAGGAGGGCUGGAGGCCUACAGCCUCUGACACUGCGUACGCUUGGGACUGGCUUCCCCUUCUUCAUUUCUCUCAUAACUCUUGCUCCUCAUCCUCUCCAAACAUUUUUUGUGGCCUCUCCUUAACAGCUGGGCAGUCUUUUGCUGUCCUUUGCAGGCUGGAAAAUGGACUUUGGGUUGUGAUUGCGCUCUUUGCCUUAUACCACUCCGUGAAAACAAGACUCUGUGAGAAAGCCAGAAAGGGGUUAAUAAGGAAAAACAAGGUUGCAGGUUGAGGUAUACUUGGGAAGACUGGGAGAAGAAAUAUUUUUGCAAAUUCUCUGUCCCAUGUGGUUGGGAUCAGUGUGCAUUUUUGAAAGAGUUGAAGGAGCACUGUCCAUGGAUCCAUAGUUGUGAUGGAUGUGACAAGAUUUUGUAGGAGAUGUAAGGAGAAGCUGAAUCUGUCCCUGAGAGGACAUCCUCCAGCCUUGACAGGUUCCAGUUUGGUGGGGGUAGGGCUGCUGCAUAGGGCUGGAUUACUGUUCUUGUGCAGAAUUUGGAAGAUGCAGACUAUCCGUGUAGACAGGUAUUUAGGGGCUCUUGGUGAGGAAACUUCAUUCACUGAAAUUCCUCUCUCCACUGGGAUUUUACUGCUUGUCUUAAAUGAGUGCCUGGAAUUCCACCUGCCAAAAAGAGCUUGCUUUACUUUGUGCUGAAUUUCUAACAGGAAAAAACAAAACAAAACAAAAACAAACAAACAAAAACCACAAACCUUUCCUGCCGAAUUACAGCCAAAUGAGACCAGGUGGGCAAAGGUUGAGAGCAAAGUAUGUAAAGCCUGGGCAGCAGGUUGGGUACUGGAGCACAGAGAGCAGGUUGUCCAAGGUCACUGCUGCUCUUAUGGCACAGCUCGGAGCUGGACUCAGGAGCUCAGGUUUUAGUCCAUUACCUCUCUCCAACAUGCAAUCCCUGUCUCACAACUUGAGCAAUGGAGGCACAGAAACCUUGCUUUUGCAAUGUGCGUUACAUUUAAUGGCUCUGGUUUCAGCACAGGAAGGAGAGGUGAUGUGUUGAAGGUUACACAGUCAGUCAGUGGCAGAGGCUGGAAAGGGCCCAACUCCACCGCCGGGGUGGCAGUUCCCUUGCUUGUCCUGUCUCUCCAGGGUGAAGAUGUGUAUUUCUUGUUGGUACUUUUUUAAUCAAAGGACAUGAAUUAUGAGUACCCCUGAAAAUUGGGCCAGAACCCCUCAUACUUGUUUGUGCUUGUGAGUGUGCGCACGUGUGCAACGUGCAUGCUCAGACAUUGUGCGUGAACAGGUUCUCAAUUAUUUUCCUGUUUGAAUCACUGAGACUGCUGUCUUGAUGUACUGUCAGAUUUGCUUUCUGCCCUUUGGAAUAAAGUGCAAAAUAUUAAAGAAAUAACACACGAUAUAUUAGGAGCUAGAAUAGUCAUAGCGCCCAAGGGGAAAGGAGGGUGGUGAAUAAUCUGUUUUAAAAAUACCCAGAAAAAAACCUUAGCUACUCCUAACCAAACUCCGUGGUUGUGCGCUUGUAAAGGGCACUCUUCUGAAUUCUGUUUCUUAGGGUUGCUGGUUAUCCUGUGGGGAGAAGUAAGCCCCUCCUGGAAAGCAGCACGCAAGCUCUUUGGUCGCGCUCUGGACACGGGUGUGGGGGACGUUUGGUCACGUUUAUUCUUCUGAGCAUUACCCUGGGCUAAGUGCUGCGGCAAUUAAAUUGGAAUUAAUAGUUGAUAAUUAUUUAAAAUCAAACGUUGCUUCCUGGUUUAGGAGCUGAAGCAGCUCUAAGCAGAUGUAUUUUUAAAUGUCACUUUUCUGGUUUUAUUAAUUCAUGUGGACACCGGUAAGAGCUGCAGGAGCAGCCCCAGGUUCUGCCCGCUCAUCCUUAGUGCUGGGGUGCUGAGCUGUGGGCUGGGGCGGUGCUGGCAGAUGCUUGGAGUCACAGUGUGACCUUGGUCAGAAUCCCAAACUUCGCCAAAUUUGGGCCAUGGGGCUCCACAGUUCUGGUCCAAUGGGGGACCAUGUUAAUAGGAUGUAAAAAAAAAUGAUAUUAAAUAGAAGAAUCAGCCUUCUCCCCCUCCCCAGAUCUGUUGGUUUGUAUUCUAUAUUGGAAUAAAAAACAGCUGGGGCAUGUGUGACUGAUACAGGGCAGGUUUGGGAUGAAUUUAUGUUGAACGAGAUACCCAUUGCACUUAUUUAACAAUUCUAACACAUAAAAUGUUUUUGGGUGCGGCUAGCAGCUCCUCAUCUGCAAUCAGGACAAAGCAAAACAUAUAGUGGCAAAUUCUGCAGUUUGUAGUCCUGACACAGGCAAAACCUCCUUUUACAGCGAACGAGAUUUUUUUGCUUGUGUUGUGGCAAGCAAGGAUUUCAGAUCAGUAUUAACAGAAAUAAAAGAGUAAAACUACAGUUUUAGAAGUCCUGCAGGACAUGCAGCAAGCCCCAGUGAUUCGGACUGGGUGAAGUUGUCAAAGGUUGCUCUGCUCUCCAGAGCCUGGCAAUAGCUCCACUGAAAUGUGAUGCCAUUGGUUUUCAGCAAAGGUUUCUUUCUGCAGGGCUGCAAACAGAGAUCAGCUGCUACUGUGUAUACACAACUAGGGAGCAAAUCAACCAGCACAUUUAAGCAGCCUUUUUAACCCCGAGACUUUCCAAGAUUUCUUCUUCACACAGGAAGUUUCCUUUAUAUUGUCAGAUUUAGCACUUUGCUCAUGUAAUGAGAUCAGAGCUAGGAUCACUGCUGCACAGUAGAAAGACUUCCUUAAGACAUUUGUCCUUGAAACUGCACCAAACUCUUGGAAGAACCCAGAACCUGCUUCUCUGCAGAAUGUCAAGCAAAGAUCGACACAUUGAUUCUAACUGUUCGUCGUACAUCAAGACGGAGCCGUCAAGCCCUGCCUCUCUGACGGACAGCAUCAACCACCACAGCCCUGGUGGCUCCUCAGACGCCAGUGGGAGCUACAGUUCCACCAUGAAUGGACAUCAGAACGGGCUAGACUCACCUCCCCUCUACCCUUCGGCCACAGGGCUUGGGGGCAAUGGGCCAGUCAGGAAACGGUAUGAUGACUGCUCCAGUACCAUUGCUGAAGAUUCACAGACCAAGUGUGAAUAUAUGCUGAACUCGAUGCCCAAAAGACUGUGUUUGGUGUGUGGUGACAUUGCAUCAGGGUACCACUAUGGAGUGGCUUCCUGUGAGGCCUGCAAGGCUUUCUUCAAGAGGACAAUUCAAGGUAACAUAGAAUACAGCUGCCCAGCAACAAAUGAAUGUGAAAUCACAAAGCGCAGACGCAAGUCCUGCCAAGCCUGCCGCUUCAUGAAGUGUCUAAAAGUUGGCAUGCUGAAAGAAGGUGUCCGCCUAGACAGGGUACGUGGAGGUCGCCAGAAGUACAAGCGCAGAAUAGAUGCAGAGAAUAGCCCAUACCUGAACCCUCAGCUAGUUCAGCCAGCAAAAAAGCCAUAUAACAAGAUUGUCUCCCAUUUGCUGGUGGCUGAACCAGAGAAGAUCUAUGCUAUGCCUGACCCCACUGUUCCAGACAGUGACAUCAAAGCACUUACCACUCUUUGUGACCUGGCAGACAGAGAACUGGUGGUGAUCAUCGGAUGGGCUAAGCAUAUUCCAGGAUUCUCCACUUUGUCUCUAGCUGACCAGAUGAGCCUUCUGCAGAGUGCUUGGAUGGAGAUUUUGAUUCUCGGUGUUGUAUACCGGUCACUUUCUUUUGAAGAUGAGCUUGUAUAUGCUGAAGAUUAUAUUAUGGAUGAAGACCAGUCCAAAUUGGCAGGCCUUCUUGACCUUAACAAUGCCAUACUGCAGCUGGUAAAGAAAUACAAGAGCAUGAAGUUGGAGAAAGAAGAGUUUGUCACCCUCAAAGCUAUAGCACUUGCUAAUUCAGACUCAAUGCACAUAGAGGAUGUUGAGGCAGUGCAGAAACUUCAGGACGUCUUACACGAGGCUCUACAGGAUUACGAGGCUGGACAGCACAUGGAAGACCCACGUCGCGCUGGCAAGAUGUUGAUGACUCUCCCACUUCUGAGGCAAACCUCCACCAAGGCUGUGCAGCAUUUCUACAACAUCAAACUGGAAGGCAAAGUCCCCAUGCACAAACUUUUUUUGGAAAUGCUGGAGGCCAAGGUCUGACUAAAGCAUCAUGGGCUUUCCCAUCAUGCACGUUUUAAAAAAAAAAAAAAAAAAAAAAAAAAAGGGAAAAUAAACAGGAUAAUAAUGGCAAAGAAACUUAGUGUUUAAUUAAGGAAAAAAUGACUGCACUGAUAUUUAGCAGCAAGACUGUGAAGCAGCUUUCAACUUUUUCUUCUGUGUCUUUCUGAUGCAGUUUUUCCUUUUCCUUUUCCUUUUCUCUCUUUUCCUUUCUGUUCUUUCCUUUCCUUUUUCCUUUUCUCUUUUUCCUUUGCUGCUGAACUUUUUAAAAGAGGUCUCUAAUUGAAGAGAGAUGGAAGCCAGGCCUGCCAAAGGAUGGAAAUCCAUAAUAUGGAUGCCAGUGAACUUAUUAUGAACCAUAAUGUCCCCAAUGACAAAGGAAUCAAAGAGAGAACCACCGUACCUAGCAGUACAGUACAACACGAUGAACUGACUGAAUGCAGUAUUAGAUUUCAUAGGAGCAGUCUCUAAUUAGACGACUAAGCGACGAUGCAUCGGCUGCUUCUUAUCAUUGCAUUUUCCAUCUAGAUCAGUUACAGCCAUUUGAUUCCUUAAUUGUUUUUUCAAGUCUUCCAGAUAUUUCUUAGGUUAGCUACAAUGUAACUUUUUCAGGGAAUAGUUUAAGCUUUAUUCAUUCAUGCAAUACUAAAGAGAAAGAAAUACUGCAUUUUUGUGCUGGCUUGAACAAUGAUGAACAAUAAUGAAGGACAAAUGAAUCCUGAAGGAAGAUUUUUUUAAAUGUUUUGUUUCUUCUUACUAACGGAGAUUUUUUUGUACCAGCUUUACCAGUUUUCAGCCAUUUAUUAAUGUGGGAAUUUAUCUUACUAAAGCAAUAGUUGAAGGGAAGGUGCAUAUUAUCACGGAUGCAAUUUAUGUUGUGUGCCAGUCUGGUCCAAAACAUCCAGUUUCUUAACAUGAGCUCCAGUUUAUAACUAAAUGUUCACUGACUCAAAGGAUUAGAUUACACCUACCGUAUAUCUGAGUAGUCUAACAUUUAAAUACUCCAUGUCAAGUACCAAUCUAUAAAGGUGUAGGAGACAGCGACUGUACAAAGGUAUAGUUGCUGUGUGAUUUCUAACUGCUUCAGUUGUCAAUGAAUGAGAUACUGCCUGUUUGCAAAAUUAUAACCUUACACACAGGAAAACCCUCAGAACCGAUAGUAGCUUAGUGGCAAUAAGGCAAAUGCCAAUGUCUGCAAAAUUAAGAAAUCAGAGUAGUAAACUUCUGACCAAAUUCAACGAUUUAACACUGCUAUACCUUAUUUAUUGAUUUAGAUUUUAUUUUGUAAAUUGCAAUUGUUAACAAGUAGCUAAACCAGUAUAUGUGCUUUUCAACCAGUAUUGUCACAGCAUGAAAGUCAGUCAGUUUCAAGACUGUUAAGAGGUGUAAUCUAAUGUAUAAACCAAUUAGAUGCCCCCAGAAAACUACAGUCGCUAAAUAACCAAUAAACAAUAACCUCCAUCAAAUGCUAUACCAAUGUACCAGUGUUAGUAGCUGCUCCCUGUACUAUGUGAACAUCCUUAUUCUAUGUACACAGAUGUAAUUAAAAUUGUAAUCCUAACAAACAAAAGAAAUGUAGUUCAGCUUUUCAAUGUUUCAUGUUUGCUGUGCUUUUCUGAAUUUUUAUGUUGCAUUCAAAGACUGUUGUCUUGUUCUUCUUGUGGUGUUUGGAUUCUUGUGGUGUGUGCUUAUAGACACAGGGUAGAAUUAGAGACAAUAUUGGAUGUACAAUUCCUCAGGAGAUUACAGUAGUAUAUUCUAUUCCUUACCGGUAAUAAGGUUCUUCCUAGUAAUAAUUAAGAGAUCGAAACUCCAAACAAAUACUCGUUAUGAUCAGAUACACAUCGAAAUCAUAAUAUUUUCAAAACAAGGGAUAAUUUCUGUAACAGUUUAUUAUAGAAUACCAAUGUAUAGCUUAGAAAUAAAACUUUGAAUAUUUCAAGAUUAUAGAUAAGUCUAAUUUUUAAACGCUGUAAAUAUAGCUUUUAUUCAAUCAUCUCUCAGAUGUUGUUAUUAACUCGCUCUGUGUUGUUGCAAAACUUUUUUGGUGCGGACAAGUUUCCAAAACUAUUGCUACGUUGUGUGCUUUAAACAAAAUAACAACAGGCUGAUGCUCCAUCAGCCUUGUGCUAGAAAAAAAAAAAAAAA
Oxyura jamaicensis (ruddy duck) is the source of this 8523-nucleotide messenger RNA. RefSeq names its product estrogen related receptor gamma (gene ESRRG). The transcript is spliced from 7 exons. Bases 4939 to 6357 code for a protein of 472 amino acids. Lineage: Eukaryota; Metazoa; Chordata; Aves; Anseriformes; Anatidae. Gene Ontology annotation, molecular function: sequence-specific DNA binding; DNA-binding transcription factor activity; zinc ion binding. The record is from RefSeq and is a predicted model, not a curated record. Gene Ontology annotation, cellular component: nucleus. Gene Ontology annotation, biological process: regulation of DNA-templated transcription.